CCCAGCCAGGCGUCGCCUCAGUAGUGUUGUGACUGUGGUGGAGGACGGAGGUGUAGCGUGGUGCUGCAUGACGCCAGUGAGGCCUGCUCCUAACUCCUGCCUCAUUCUGCCUCGCCAGUGAGGGGCCUCGCCUCAUCCUCGGCUCCCCCGACCUCCUCACCCACCUCAUACAUCCCUCAUACAACUUUACGCUCAAGAAGUUGAGUGUUUGCUGUGCCAUCCACUCUCAGCGUAGCCUUACCAUCACUGCUGGCCACUUCCUUCCGUCACUGCUGGCCACCCAUUCUAUAGCCCUGCUGGUCACCAUUACUGCUGGUCAUCACUACCAUAGUCCAGCUGGUCACCAUCACUGUUGGCCCCCCUUCCAUAGUGCUGCUGGCCACACUCACCGUUCAUGUAGAUGCUAUAUAGAUUUCAUCUUACAAUACUGUAGCAUGUAUGACAUUCUGCACAAAAACAAGUGACUGCAACUCCAACAAUAAUAAAGAAUAAAUGGUUGAGUGAAGGCAAGUGAGAAGUUGACACAAGUAAUUGUCAUCCAGCUGUCUUGACACCAACCCUGCUGGAAAUCACCCCUUCAGUUGUAACACAACACAACUUGUGUUGAGUGUGUUACACUCAACACAAGGGUCAAACUUGCAGCACAACUUGGCAUCGUGAGUGUGGCGUGAGGGUAGGAUGCCUCAGGCUGGCCCUGGCAUGGCGCCUGCCGAGGGGGUGACCUAUGUGGGUAUCGACACCCUGCAGGAGCAGACGAGGCUAAAAGCUCUACGCCGUGGUUACACCUUCAAUCUCCUGGUUGUCGGUCGUAGUGGCCUGGGAAAGUCAACCCUGGUCAACACACUGUUCAAGGCGAAUGUCGCGCGCAGGAAGUCAGGAGAAGAGGAGCCACUACCUUCCACCACCGAGGUGAAGACCGUGAGUUCAUCUCUAUCAGAAGGGGGCGUUAGAUUGAACCUCACCAUCACUGACACUCCAGGAUUUGGUGACCACAUCAAUAAUGAAAACUGCUGGGAGCCAAUAGUGUCGUAUAUUGAGGCCCAGUAUGCGCACUAUCUACAGGAGGAGCAGAAGGUCGACCGCCUUUUGCAUAUUGCUGAUACUCGCAUUCAUUGCUGUGUGUACUUCAUUCCUCCCACUGGACACUCCUUGAGUUCCUUGGAUGUUGAGGUCCUGCAACGGCUAGACAAGAUUGUCAAUGUGGUGCCGGUAGUAGCCAAGGCUGACACACUAACAAUAGAAGAAAGAACAGCAUUCAAGGACAGGAUCCGUGCAGACUUGAUUGAUCAUGGGAUCAAGGUAUACCCUCUGCAGGAAUAUGAAGACUUGGAUGAUGUUCAGGAAAAUAUGAAAAUCAGGGUGCGACUACCAUUUGCUGUGGUUGGAAGCACAGCCUGGCACGAGGUCCAUGGGAAGAAGGUGCUGGGCCGUCGCUCCAACUGGGGUCUUGUUGAAGUUGAAAACAAAAGCCACAAUGACUUUGCGUACAUGAGAGACAUGCUUAUCAGGACACACAUGCAAGACCUAAUUGGCUCUACAGCAGAACGACAUUAUGAAAACUUCCGAAGAUCUAGGUUGUCUACCAAAACUUCUUCCAAACAUGUUAUAGUCAACGGCCAAGACACAGAUGUGAAAGAUCUUAACGAAUCAAAAAUAUAGCACCUAACCCUGUAUUUAGUGCUUUAAACCAAAACAUGACAAUACUUUAAGAUUGAUGCAUUCAAAAAAGACAUGAAACUGUAUAUAGUUUGUACAUGACAUAUCACUUGUGGUUCAGGUGUCAGUCUGCUCCAGUCUCUCCAAUGAAUGUGUAUUAAUGAGAGACUUCAACAUCUUAGAUACAAAACAUUACCAACUCAUCCUCCUGUUUAGAUAGAACUUUUUGUAACUGUGUGCACCAUAAUACAAAUAUUGACGUACUAAGCAAUUAGAUAGUAGAAUUUGGUACUGUACUACUGUACCCUUGAAUUCACUAUACUGUAUACAAAAAGUGGAAAAAAAUGAAAAAAAUGAGUAUAAAAAAAAAAAAAAGCUAAAAACAAACUUAAAUAUUCCUAGGCCUAGUAUAGCACACAUAUGUACUAUAUUAGGCCUCAGAUAGCAUGUAUUAGCCCUAGGAAGGUUAGUUUGUCUUUGCCAUGUAAAUAUAAAAUCUUUUCCGGUUUGUCCAAAUUCAAUAGUAUGCCCCGAUUUCUACUUUCUAAUUGCAUUGCAUGUCAGUAUAUGUUCUAUGGUCUUCAUCGUUACUAUAAGUACUACCAAAACAGGAAGAUAGGCUGAACAUUACAUAUCUCUUAACAAAUGUACAUGCAUAUCAGAUUAGGAUGCUGGAAAGUUGACUCAUUGAUGGUUCAGUUUGAGCAUGCUCAUUUCUCAAGGACAGGUUUUUGUCCAUAUUUCCCCCUUAGGCCCUGUUUCAUAUUUUUUCCCUUUGCUGUGGUAGUAUAUUAAUGAUAUAUACUGUAUU
Procambarus clarkii (red swamp crayfish) is the source of this 2467-nucleotide messenger RNA. Lineage: Eukaryota; Metazoa; Arthropoda; Malacostraca; Decapoda; Cambaridae. The record is from RefSeq and is a predicted model, not a curated record.